AUGAUAUGUUUUUUUAUAGUAUAUUUAGUUAAAUUUGGCCUGUCUGCUUCUAUUACUUUUAAUAUUAGCAAUACCCCUGCUCUUGGGUACAAAAUCUCCGAUGGAAAAGCAGGUCUUGGGAGUACAAUUGAUAACACUCCGUGUAUUGCCAAAGACUACGCUGGACCUCUUAACAUUCCUGAUAAACUUGAUUCUGAUGGUGUUUCAUACGAAAUCAUCGAAAUUGGUAAAUAUGCCUUUUCGGAUGUAAAACUUACGAGCAUUGUCAUUCCAAAAUCUGUCACAAAGAUUUGUCAGUAUGCAUUUUCCGAAACUACGACAUUGCAAGCGAUUAAUUUACCAAAAGUCGUCGAAAUUGAAUCAUUUGCUUUCUAUAAAACAAAAGCUGACAUAACAGUUACAGAAAGUUUGAAAAAAAUUGGUGAAUCAGCCUUUGCAUUGGCAGAUUUCAGAAAUAAUUUCGAUUUGAGCAAAUCAUCAGUUGAAACUAUCGAAAAAGAAACAUUCAAGCAAGCAGAUUGCGAAAAUGAGUUCACAUUACCACAAUCCCUUACAACAAUUAAAGAAAAUGCUUUUAUUUUCUUCACCGUUGACAAAAUCAAUUUUCCACCAAAACUCACUACAAUUGGAGAUCAUGCAUUUGCUAAUUCAAAAGUCACAGAAAUCUCCUUUGAAAAUUCAGCCCUUACAGAGCUUCCAGCGAACUGUUUCUUUAGUUGUCUCAAAUUAACCACUGUAAAAUUCGGAAAUCAACUUACAAAGCUUGGUGAUGAGUGUUUCCACAACGCAGGUCUUGUCAAAGUCGAACUCCCUUCGUCAUUAAAAACAAUCGGAAAUUUAUGUUUUUCGUUGUGCAAAAAGCUUAUUGCUGCCAACCUUCAGAACACUCAGGUCACAGAGAUUCCUGACGGAUGCUUCCAGCGGUCCCUCAUUACAACGAUUUUUCUCCCUCCAAAACUUGAAAAGAUCGGCGUCGGCGCAUUUGCAAACUCAGCCUUAGUCGGAAUACAUCCUCCGCCAACUCUGUACUAUAUCGGUGAUUCUUGCUUUAUUUAUUCGAAGAUUUCCCACAUUUCUCUGAAUAAUACAGCGAUGAAGUACCUAAACGACAGAGUUUUCUACGGAUGCAGCAACAUAUCCGAUAUAGAUCUUGGAACAAAGAUCGAGAAGAUUGGAAAUGAAGUUUUUGCUCUUUCCUCCCUCAAAACAAUAAAAAUACCAAACAUAAAAUCUAUCGGAGAGGGAUGUUUCUUCGGAUCCCAGAUCCAGCAGAUCGAUUUGUCCCAUCUAUCCAUCACUUCUCUCCCUGACAAAAUAUUUCUGAACUGCUCUCAAUUAGAAACCGCUCUUCUGCCAACUUCGAUCAAAUCUAUCGGAGAAUCGGCCUUUGAGAGCUCCGGACUGGCCAGCUUCGACAUCACCGCGCAGUACAUCGGAAAGAGGGCAUUCCACUCCUGCGGAAACCUCCAAUCCAUCACUUUGACUAAUACUGUUGAAAUUUUGGAAGAAUCUUUCAGCUUAACCUCACUAACAGAUGUUGUUUUGCCAGAAACACUCACCAAAGUUGGUGCGAGAUCGUUCGAGAUGAUUUUAACCCUUCAAAGCUUCGAUUACGGAAAAUCAAAAAUUAAUUUCAUAGAGCACAACAUGUUUAUGGACGAUUUCAAACUCGAGAACGUAACAUUCCCACAAGGAGAGUUCAAGAUCGGCUACGAAGCCUUCAAACACACCGCGUUGGUCAAUCUGACACUCGAUGACCGCUGUACAUACAUUUACGAGAGGGCCUUCAUGAACUGCGGCUCCCUCCUGAACGUGAACCUUUCGAUUUCGAAGGUGCCGUACCUGUCAAACCAGACUUUUUACGAUUGCGAGAAUAUCUACGACAUCGCGAUCUCUGAUUUCACCAUCGACAUCGAGGACUCUGCCAUUCCGCCUCAGGCAGUGAAUGUCUACUACUGUGGAACGAGCUGCUUCAAGGGUGACUUGAAUCUGACUCAGAAAGUCAUUGUCCCGAAGGAAUACGCAUGCAGCAAGUUCGGCCACUGCGACGUGACAAAGAUUGACAACUUCCCGUUCCCAGUGGAUUUCCACAAAACAAAAACAGGAAGAAACUAUGGAGUGACGGUUGUGACGGUUAUUUUUGUAAUUGCAUUGUUUGGUAUUAUUGGAUUUGUUCUGUACAAGAAGUUCUUGAGGAAAAAAGCUCCUCAGGACGAGGGAUACCUUAUCUCUCAAUCAGAGCAGGAAAAAGAAUCUAAUUUAUUUACAUAA
Molecule: messenger RNA, 2271 nt
Organism: Trichomonas vaginalis G3
Lineage: Eukaryota; Parabasalia; Trichomonadida; Trichomonadidae
Product: surface antigen family
Exons: 1
Coding region: 1-2271 (756 amino acids)
Source: RefSeq, a predicted model, not a curated record